AUGUCAAACGGUGAACUCAAGACCAAUGACAUACUAUGUGGUUCAUGGGAGGACUACAGCAGCGUUGAUGCCUCGGAACUCGGCACACAAUGGAACGCCGUCGUAGCCAUGUACAACGAGCACGGCUUCAUAGCCUGUAACAUGACUCCGGACCGGUGGCGCGAGGUUGAUAUGGCGACCUACCUGUCCGGGAUAUAUGAAACCCACAAAGCCUCGUUGUUCAAGGACGAGAAGAUUACCACUUUGCUCGUUUCUGCGAUGGAGAACCCAGACAAUGACAAGUUCCAGGGGACCCUUUACGGUAUUACUGGGAGGCAACCUAGUGUUAUCGUGUACGAAAGGCAAAGAACGUUGGACCAGACCAAGGAUCGAGGGGGAACAUUCGUGCUUUACUAUGAGCCUGACAAUCCUGGCGAAAAAUACAAAAACCUCUUGUGUAAAACCGACAGUCAUAUAUCGGUUAGGGUAUGA
Messenger RNA from Penicillium bovifimosum, 471 nucleotides. RefSeq lists its product as uncharacterized. The record is from RefSeq and is a predicted model, not a curated record. Lineage: Eukaryota; Fungi; Ascomycota; Eurotiomycetes; Eurotiales; Aspergillaceae. The transcript has a single exon. Bases 1 to 471 code for a protein of 156 amino acids.